GUGCAUCGAAGGUGGAAGUGAUUGUGUGUUGGAGUUUUUUUUCUUCAGCAGCUUCCUACAAAAGUAUAAUCUCUUUCUCUAGAAGGGAAAACCCCAAAUAAAUCGUCGAAUAUUACUCCAACGUAGCCAACCGCGAUAGCGCAUCAUGUCCACGGAAAAGGAAAACAUUUUCGUCUUCGUGCCGAAUUUGAUUGGCUAUGCCCGGAUCGUACUGGCGAUCGUUUCGUUUUACUACAUGCCCACAAACUAUGUGGUGGCCGGCUGGUGUUAUAUCGUGAGCGUCGUGCUGGAUGCCCUCGAUGGCCAUGCGGCGAGACAUUUCAAUCAAUCCACCAAAUUUGGCGCCAUGCUAGACCAGCUUACCGACCGGUGCGGCACCAUGGGACUGUUGGUGACGCUUAGCUAUUUCUACCCGAAGUACAUGUUCUGGUUCCAACUGUCGAUGGCCAUCGACGUCGCGUGCCAUUGGUUCUACCUGCACACGACUGUCCUGCAGGGUAAGACGUCGCACAAGUUUAUCGAUAUGUCUGGUAAUCCGAUAAUGCGCGUGUACUACACCAACCGAACCGUUUUGGGCUUCAUGUGCUUGUUCAACGAAUUAUUCUACGCCGCUCUGUACUUGUUGCACUUCACUCCGGGACCGAUGAUAUUCGGAAUAUCAUCGUUCAAGCUGCUGGCCAUGUUCUCCGCCCCGGUGGCCAUCGUCAAGACCGGCAUUUCGGUGAUCCACGGCUACGUUGCCAGCAUGAACAUCGGCGUGAUCGACGUGGCCGAGCGUGAAGCUCAACGAGAACGGGAGGCCGCCAAGAAGCCACAAUAAGAUGACCUCAGCCCACCGAGCAGUGUAAUCUAUUGAUAUGGUUUGUAUUAUGGCUAUUACGUCCCUUCCCGUGGUAACCCUUCCUCCUAAGUGUCAAUCCAUCGGAACUAAAACAAUCGGGUAUCCAGUUAUCGUGUCUGAAUAUAGUUUGGGUGAAGAAUUCGUCACUAGGCAGGUGAACCGUAAGAGCACGUGUCUUCCGAUCCUCGCGGAUCACAGAGCCGUGUUUAGCCUGAACGAUAUUCGAGACGUAGUAGUGAUGAAUUAUCGAAAUUGCAAAACAGGUUGAUUUAGGCGUUAAGUUGAUUGCCCCAUACCAAAAGAAUUCGUAACCUAUAUGACAAUUGGCAUUGAUUAUUCGAACCAUUAAAAAAAACUUCGCCAUCAUCGUGUGUUUAAUGCUUCAUUUCUAAAAAAAUAUCGAUGAAAAGUCACUAACAUUAAGAUGGAAAAUCUAAUCGUAUUUUAUAUUAAAACGGUGUACCGUAGUAAGGUAAUGCAACCACACACACACAAACAGCUUUAUCAUUCCACACGUAGGAAAAACAUAUUGGAGAGAGGUGG
Aedes aegypti (yellow fever mosquito) is the source of this 1384-nucleotide messenger RNA. It is a transcript of the gene Pis, whose product is annotated as CDP-diacylglycerol--inositol 3-phosphatidyltransferase. Gene Ontology annotation, biological process: phosphatidylinositol biosynthetic process. NCBI's taxonomy places the organism in Eukaryota, Metazoa, Arthropoda, Insecta, Diptera, Culicidae. Gene Ontology annotation, molecular function: CDP-diacylglycerol-inositol 3-phosphatidyltransferase activity. Gene Ontology annotation, cellular component: Golgi apparatus; membrane. The record is from RefSeq and is a predicted model, not a curated record. The transcript has 5 exons. The coding region runs from base 146 to 820 and encodes 224 amino acids.